AUGGUUGCAUACCUCUACAAAGAUGUCACCAUCCCUGACGGCUUCCUCGCUGGGCCAUCCGCUGAGCUCGUCACGAUGGAAUUCGUCGACUUCGCUGCUUCAAGUAUCCCAGAGCACGAAGGCAAGACAGCUGUCGUUAUGGACAACGUUCUAUCAGAAGCUGAAUGUCAGCAAUAUAUGGCGCUGGCAGAGGAGGCAGCACUUUGGGCACCAGCACUGGUCAACGUCGGUAAAGGCUUGGAGUCGUACAUCCCAAAACACCGCUUGAGCUUGCGCAUCGUCUGGGAUCACCAAGGCAUGGUGGCCUUGAUUUUCAGCCGAUGUCUUCAGGUCCCGGAACUCCAGAAGCUCUUGUCCAGACCACCAAAAUUAGACGCAACAUCAAAGCACGGAGCUGUCAACCCUGAACACUGGGAGCUUGUGGGACUCAACAACCGGAUGAGGGUCCUCAAGUAUAUCAAAGGGGAAUACUUUGAGGGAGACGAGGACGGGACGCUUUACGCUUCCUUCUACUCUAUCCAUGUGUACAUGAACGACUCGACCACGGAAUCUCCACCACCAGAGGGAGGUUGUGUGGGAGGCGCGACAGGCUUCUAUUCCGAAGACGAGAAGAGGUCCUUUGACAUCCAAGCCGUGACGGGGCGCGCUCUCAUUUUCCAGCAGAGAGGCCUGCGGCACUCGGGCGAAGUGGUCAAGGAAGGGACAUUAUGUACCGCUAUAUCGGCCCUAGAUGAAGAGUAUGUCAUUCAUGGUCCCAAUGGCCAGGACGACUCGCAGCGUCCUGCAACACAUUGGGACUGGGCCAGGCUCAAGAUAUUUCGAUUCUCCAUGGCUGACUAUUACAACGCGUGA
Molecule: messenger RNA, 852 nt
Organism: Metarhizium acridum CQMa 102
Lineage: Eukaryota; Fungi; Ascomycota; Sordariomycetes; Hypocreales; Clavicipitaceae
Source: RefSeq, a predicted model, not a curated record